CCGCACGCUAAAAAUUACUAUCGAUUAGCGACCAAAAUCCACGGAUUUUGUCCCGCACUUGCGCUCUCCAGGCGCAAACAUUCCAACACCUCACAGUCAAAGUGGCGUCUAUUCCCUACAGAUUCAGAGCGGGCGGCAGCAGCAGCGGCACCAUGGCACCCGAGAAUCACCACCACCGCAGCACCACCAAGCAGAACAAGAAGACGUUCAAGUCCCGCCAUGCCACCAAGAACUCGCUGAAGGAGCUGAGUAAAGGCAAGGUCGAGUCGUUCGAACGGGGAAGCCGCAAGACACCCCACCAACAAGUCAUGUCGAAAUUCGAUCGCCGCAACCGAGCGAAGCAGAUGCGCGUGAACAAGGACGCUGAGCAUGCAAAGGCGACAAACGUGUUCGCUGGCAAGGACUCCGCGCCGAGGGUUGUUGCUGUCAUCCCAUUGUGUGCGGACGUCUCUGCCGCCACCGCCGUGCGCAGCCUGAACACCAGUCUGGACAUCGAAGAGGAGGUUCCAGAGGUCGGAUGGACACGAACAAACGUCGACCGCUUCAAGCAGAAAGUGCAGUAUGUGGUGGUUAAGAGGGAUCUGCUGGCAGCGCUGGACGCUUGCCGAGUCGCCGACUUCGUCAUCUUCGUGCUGUCGGGAGAGGAGGAGGUAGACACAGAGGGCGAGUUGAUUCUGAAGUCGAUCGAGAGUCAGGGUCUUACGACAUGCUUCACGGUGGUGCAGGGACUGGACAAAAUUGAGCCUGCCAAACGGAGACCACAGGUCGUCGCAUCGUUGAAGUCGUACAUCUCGCAUUUCCUACCAACCACCGAGCGCGUCUCCUCACUCGACAACCGACAGGAAGCCUCGAACCUCAUACGCUCUCUAUGCACAACAACUACCAAGGGCGUGCGAUGGAGAGAUCAGAGGAGCUACAUGUUCAUCGAGGAUAUCACCUGGCCGAGUGGAAAGUCUGCAGUCAACGAAGACGGCACCGGAGAGGUUGUUCUGACUGGAGUCGUCCGAGGCCUUGGUUUGAAGGCCGACAGGCUGAUUCAGGUCGGCGACUGGGGUGACUUUCAAGUCGACAAGAUUGUUGCGGCUCCGCUUGAGGCGAGGAAGAAGGGCAAGGACGACGGCAUGGUGGUGGACUCGGAAGAAGACAAUGUGCUAGACCGUCCAAGCGAAGACCAGGACGAUCUAGCGGAUCUUGCGCCCGAGGAGACGAUCAUGGAGGAUGCCACUAACUAUGCUCCCUCUAUGGCUGCGACUGAACGAAAGGGUGUACUGCUCGACGACCAUCACUACUUCUCGGAUGAAGAGGAAUUGGAUGCGCGGCCCAAGCCAAAGCGACUACCAAAGGGUACCAGCAAAUACCAAAGCGCAUGGUAUCUUGAGGACUGCUCUGAUUCUGGCUCUGACCUUGAGGACUUUGACAUGGAGGAUGUUCCCGAAGAGGGCCAGAGCGAAAAGGCGCAUCCUGCAGAUGGUGUCGAAGGCAUGGACGUUGAUGGAAGGGCAAUGACUGAGGGCGGUCCGUCAGAAUACCCGCAAUCAGAGAUGUUUUUGGACCCUUCGCCCGAAGACGAGGCUGAGCAGAUCGAAGCGUACAGAAAGUCGAGAAAGAACGAAGCUGAUGAGGAUUUGGAGUUCCCCGACGAGAUUGAGCUACAUCCGAACGUGAACGCACGGGAACGCCUCAUCAAGUACCGUGGUCUGAAGAGCUUAAAGCAGAGUGUCUGGGAGACUGAGGAGGACAAGCCCUACGAGCCAGAGGAGUGGCAGCGCCUGCUCGAAAUCUCAGACUACAAGCGAACAGCAACAAAGUUCCUGCGUGAAGCAUGGGCUGGCGGUGUGAAGCCCGGCACAAGAGUACAUCUCCAUCUCCGCGGCGUCCCUCUCCAACUCCAACAAUCUCAAUCGCGCCCACUCGCCAUGUUCUCCCUGCUGAGACACGAGCACAAGCGCACAUCCUGCAACUACAGCAUUCUUCUGAGCUCAGAGCAUAACGGGCCUCUGAAAUCCAAAACAGAGUUGAUUGCUCAGUGCGGUCCGCGACGGAUCAUCAUCAACCCCCUCUUCUCCGCAGCGGGUAACACGCCUAACAACGUGCACAAGUUCGACCGCUAUCUGCACGCCGGCCAAUCCGCCAUUGCCUCCUUCAUGGGCCCGCUAACAUGGGGUCAUGUGCCUGUGCUAUACUUCCAGCGCAUCACACCCACCGCGUCACCCUCGUUCCUGCAGCUCAUCGGCACCGGCACUUCGCUCCCGCCGUCUAUGAACCGCAUCAUCGCCAAGCGCAUCGUCUUGACGGGUCACCCAUACAAGAUCAACAAGCGCGUCGUCACGGUGCGGUACAUGUUCUUCAACGACGGGGAUGUCAAGUGGUUCAAGAGCUUGCCCAUGUGGACGAAGCGUGGCAGGAGCGGGUUUAUCAAGGAGAGUUUGGGUACGCACGGAUACUUCAAGGCGACAUUUGACGGGAAGAUCAACCCUAUGGAUGGUGUGGCCGUCAGUCUGUACAAGAGGGUCUGGCCGCGGGCGGCGAGGGCGUGGAGGCCUGAAAUUGAAGGAGAGAAGGAGGCUGAGACUGGGGUUGAAGCUGAGGUGGAGAUGGCUAUCUAGGUCGGGUGGAGAUGAUAUGAUGGUAUGAAUUGCAUGAUAUGGGCUGGGAUGGUUUGGGACAGGAUACCUCGGUAGACAAAAUGGGACGAGGCGUUUGUAUGCUUGUUUACUUACAAUUAUAUUCAGAUUAACACAUUGUUUUGCGU
Dothidotthia symphoricarpi CBS 119687 is the source of this 2752-nucleotide messenger RNA. Its product is annotated as pre-rRNA processing protein-like protein Tsr1. Gene Ontology annotation, cellular component: nucleus; preribosome, small subunit precursor. Bases 153 to 2606 code for a protein of 817 amino acids. Lineage: Eukaryota; Fungi; Ascomycota; Dothideomycetes; Pleosporales; Dothidotthiaceae. The transcript is spliced from 3 exons. The record is from RefSeq and is a predicted model, not a curated record. Gene Ontology annotation, biological process: maturation of SSU-rRNA from tricistronic rRNA transcript (SSU-rRNA, 5.8S rRNA, LSU-rRNA); endonucleolytic cleavage of tricistronic rRNA transcript (SSU-rRNA, 5.8S rRNA, LSU-rRNA); ribosome biogenesis. Gene Ontology annotation, molecular function: GTPase activity; U3 snoRNA binding; GTP binding.